GCAGUUAGUAUUGGCAAAAUGAAGCGCGACGUUUCCACAUCGACCAUUGGCCGGGAUGAGGCCAGACGACCGCUGAUGGAGGCGUAUAUGUUCCAGCGUCGUGUACUGCUCGGCUGCAGCCUGUUGAUGGUCGUCUCGCUGUGUGUUUGGAUUGUGGCCAUUGCAACGGAUCAUUGGAUUAUCAUAUCGGGCGGGGCAGGCAUCUUUAUACCCGAAUCGCGACGCUUCUUUAUGAACUCGCAUUCGGGCCUGUGGCGCCAUUGCCGCAACACAAUUGUUCCGAAUGCGCUCAGCAAUGCGCAGGUGGUGCGGAAUUUUAGCUCCAUGUCGUACACCUCACAGUCAUAUAUUAACGAUGCCAAACGCAAUCUCACCCACAUGGACUUCAUUCGGAGUUUUGCCGAGGAGAAGCUGGACGGUUCCGGGAAUUUUACGGAGCCCGCGCGACGACGCAUGUUCGCCCAUUGGGCACGCGGCGAGGAGGAGGAGUUCCAAACGUUUCGCAGCGCCUUUCACAAGCUGGUCAUGUCCACGGAGGCCAAUCAGCAUGAAUUUAAUGCCACAGCCCUUAAGCCCAUACCGAUCGAUCCGUUGGAUGUGAGCGGCAUCAUAAGGCGUCGUACCUUUGGCUCGGCGCUGCAGCGCGUCAAAUAUAACAACACCUGGUCGUACUAUGUAAUACCGGAGAUGGCGCAACAGUGUAUAUUUAGCAACUGGACGGACUAUCCGCUGGUGGUGCGUCUGCUGGGCACCUAUAUACGCGACAUUGGCAUACCCGCCUUUGUGCUCAACGAGGAGCGCGUCAUUUUGAUACUCGUGCCGCCUCUGCCCCCCAAGAGGGGCGGCCAGACCGCCUACUACAGCUAUAUACCCUACCCGCGUUGCAAGUACAUCGACAUGUUCCCCAACUCCAAUACUCUGCGCAACGAGCCCGGCUUCGAUGAUGAGCUGAUGGUGUUGUGGCACGCCAUUGCAGAUUACAUACGAACGCAGGCAUCGUUUGCCUGCAUCACACUGUUCGUGAUGAGCCUGGGUGCUGUGUUCUCCUUCUACACGUUCAUGAACCCGCGCUAUAUGUUCAAGCGUCUGGCCGGCGGCAUACACCUGGUUGCGGCAUCCACAGCGCUUGUCGUCUUGCAGGUAUUGUUCUCUUCCAUUGACUACACCAAGGAGCAUUUGUUCUAUGCGUAUCCGGAUGGUGCGGAAUUGACCUAUGGCUAUGGCGUUUACCUGGCGUGGUUCACUUUUGUAACUAAUAUUGUUUGCGGUAUUAUGUUCCUCUGGUAUUCGGGUAAGAAAAAAGGCGCUAAGGCGCCAAAUGAUGAAGUUGCCAUGGCAGAUGAGCCAACCAUAAUGGGCAGAUAAGUUCGAACACAACAAACUACAAUCAAAGACCAAAGCAAUCCAAAGCCAAUACCUGGGUUGGUAUUUUCGUUUCACUUUUGUUAUUUGUUAUCUUCUUAAUAGUAUAUAUUUUAAUAUAUAUGUGUAAAAUGAGUUUUUGGCUUAUAAUGAUCUGAAGAACUCGGCGCAUUAAAGAAAUCAAUUGUUUACCUGU
Molecule: messenger RNA, 1558 nt
Organism: Drosophila novamexicana
Lineage: Eukaryota; Metazoa; Arthropoda; Insecta; Diptera; Drosophilidae
Exons: 5
Coding region: 19-1365 (448 amino acids)
Cellular component (GO): plasma membrane
Source: RefSeq, a predicted model, not a curated record